Tupaia belangeri chinensis (Chinese tree shrew) is the source of this 4387-nucleotide messenger RNA. It is a transcript of the gene ZNF319, whose product is annotated as zinc finger protein 319. Gene Ontology annotation, biological process: regulation of transcription by RNA polymerase II. Gene Ontology annotation, cellular component: nucleus. Lineage: Eukaryota; Metazoa; Chordata; Mammalia; Scandentia; Tupaiidae. The record is from RefSeq and is a predicted model, not a curated record. Gene Ontology annotation, molecular function: DNA-binding transcription factor activity, RNA polymerase II-specific; RNA polymerase II transcription regulatory region sequence-specific DNA binding.
CGGGGCUGGAGCUUGGGCCGCAGCGGUCCCACCGUCCUGAGCAAGGGCUGACAGGAAGCAUCCCAGCUGGGCGGGCGGGCAGGGCCGAGCGGGAGGUGAUGGCUUUUGCUCAGUAUCCCAGGGAGGAGGAAGGGCUGGGAUGGGGUGGGGCGCAGGUGGAGGCCUCUCCUCCCCACCCCUCUGCUAGUCUCUCCUCCCCUUUGCGGAGUGAAUAGAGGCUUCCUGGCUGACCCUGGAGGAGGCCCUGGGUGGGCAGUGGGAUUGCGGGCCCAGGCCUAGGGAUCCCGAGUCUAGCAGCCAUUCCUGCCAGACAUUAAAACAAGAAGAACAGAACAGUUGGGUUGACGCAGCCAGACCUAGACUGCGCUCAGAGCAGCCCACCUCCCCUCGCUUUGCCCUGGGCAGGCUUAGAUAACGGUCUGGGACCUGCGUGCUCAUGCAACCUGCUGCCUCCACCCAGCGCAGCCGCUCCUUUCCCUCCUCCCUGCCCAGAAGAUGCUGAGAAUGACAGCUUUUAGGCUGACGUAUUUCUUUGGCAGAUUAGUUAGAGGCCAGGCUGGCUUGUGAAGGUAUCCACUUCUGCCUCUGCUCAGGAGACAACUUACAAACUUUUAAGUAUAAAAGGCAGAUGAGCUGGGAACCUGAAAGUGGGUUGCAUCUGAUUCUAAAAGUUCCUCCCUCUCGCUGCCAUUACCUUAUGCUGCCACAAAGUGGUGAGUUAGAGAUUUGCCUAGGUGGGUGGGCCUUACCUUUCCAUUCAUUACCUAGAAUGUUAGCGACUUGGAGGGAUGGAACCCCAUCUCAUCUUUCUGGAAAGGCGAUGAGAAGUGCUCAGUGGUUAGCAUGCUACAUCCGCCAUUGCUGAGCAGAUUGGCAAUUCUUUUACAUUUUCCUGCAGACCUUGGUACUGUUAGAUUCAGAGGAUUUUGGAUUUUUUUUUUUUUUUUUAAAUCUGGGUACAACUAGAGUGGAGAAGUUCUGCUGUGUGGACAUCGAGGCUCAGUGGGUCUAUGGACCUCCCACCUGUCAGCCGCAUCAUUCAUUGCUCAGGUCCCUGCAAGGCCCUCCAGUCUAUGUGUGGAGGUACUUGCCAGGGUGGAAGGCCUGGGGAUAGUUGAGGGGUGUGUUGGCCAGCCCUUCCCAGGAGAGGGUUUUUGAGAUGGUCCUUGGCUCCAUGUGCUUGUCCAAGUGACUGCAGGAGGCCAUUUGCCACUGGGCUCUCAGACUGGGCGGUCCGGCCUCUGCCACUUCACAGUUGCUUUAGGCUGACACCUGUCUGCCUGCCAUGAUGUUUACAGCCACCUGGAGCCAGGCCUCCCAGAUACAGAGCAGUGGCCUUCCUCUGAGUCCUGGCAGGCCUUAGGGAAACAUCUGUAUGGAGGGGGAAUUACUCCAGACUCUUACUGUGAGGCACCUGCCUGAAGGAUUGGCAGGAAACUGGAGAGGACUCAUGGAGACUGGGAUGCCCUGGCCCAGGGAUGGGGAACUAAGGUGGGGGGUGGGGUGGAGACAGCUGCCAUCUCCUCUGCUUGGAGGAGCUGAGUUGCCAGCAGACUUUGGUUGGGUGUGAAGGAAGCAGGUCUCCCAGCAGCAAGCCUCCCACUUCCUUGAUUUAUGUCCAGGUGGAGUGCAGGAAGAACAGGAGAAAGCUCAGGGAAUGGCUGCUUGUUCCUACCUCAUGCUCACACUUUCUCUCUUCCCUACAGAACCAAUCACUGGGGAAGGCAGAGCCUCCCUGGUAUGGCUGGGACCCUACCUGGAAGAGCCCCCUGUCCUGUAGACAGAGCCUUGUAGUCUUUCUUGGUUAAUGACUUGGGCUGUCUGACCAGUCCCUCUUCUGUGCCUUGUCUGAGGUCCUCGUGCAUCCCUGAGAUCGUGCGGCUUCUCUCUCUCUGGGUUGGGUCACCGUAAGUGGGAAACUGAAGCCAUUACUUACCAAAACCUGUUUCAUCUUCUCAAGCAUGUCGGAAAGCUGGCAGCAACCAGCACAGACGCCACCGCAGCAGCCGCAGCCGCCACAGCCUCAGCACCAUGCGGAGCCACCACCAGCCCUGGCUGAACACACACUGCCUCCAGGCACAGCUGAGAACCCCCUGGGCUGCGCCGUCUAUGGCAUCCUCCUGCAGCCUGACCCAAGCCUGCAGCCCUCUCAACAUGCAACCCUGCAGGCAGCAGGGGAGCCAGGCCCCAAGUGCGGAGUGUGUGGUCACGACCUGGCGCACCUGUCCAACCCACACGAGCACCAGUGCCUGGCGGGCCAUGACCGCUCAUUCCAGUGUACGCAGUGUCUGAAGAUCUUCCACCAGGCUACCGACCUGCUGGAGCACCAGUGCGUGCAGGCUGAACAGAAGCCUUUCGUCUGCGGUGUCUGCAAGAUGGGCUUCUCCCUGCUCACCUCGCUGGCCCAGCAUCACAGCGCACACACUGGUCUAGUGAAAUGCUCCAUCUGUGAGAAGACCUACAAGCCAGCCGAGGCCGCGGAGCCGGGCACCACUGCUGCCCCAUCGGUUCCUCAGGCACCCUGCUUUUCUGAACAGGCCGACAAGCCCUACAGCUGCUCCAUCUGCCAGAAGCCCUUCAAGCACCUGUCCGAGCUCUCCCGGCAUGAGCGGAUCCACACGGGAGAGAAACCAUACAAGUGCACGCUGUGCGACAAGAGCUUUAGCCAGUCUUCCCAUCUGGUGCACCACAAGCGCACACACAGCUCCGAGCGGCCCUACAAGUGCGCGGUGUGUGAGAAGACCUUCAAGCACCGCUCUCACCUCGUUCGCCACAUGUACGCGCACUCUGGCGAGCACCACCUAUUCCGCUGCAACGUGUGCGAGCUGCAUUUCAAGGAGUCGUCGGAGCUGCUGCAGCACCCGUGCACGCCAAGUGGCGAGAGGCCCUUCCGCUGUGGCGAGUGCCAGAAGGCCUUCAAGCGGCCAUCAGACCUGCGGCAGCACGAGCGCACACACAGCGCCGAGCGACCCUUCAAGUGCGACCUGUGUCCCAUGGGCUUCAAGCAGCAGUACGCGCUGAUGCGGCACCGGCGCACGCACAAGACCGAGGAGCCCUUCAAGUGUGGCCUGUGUGAGAAAGGCUUCGGGCAGCCCAGCCACCUGCUGUACCACCAGCACGUGCAUACCCUGGAGACUCUCUUCAAGUGCCCCAUGUGCCAGAAGGGCUUUGACCAGUCGGCUGAACUGCUGCGGCACAAGUGCCUGCCGGGUGUGGCCGAGCGGCCCUUUAAGUGCCCCGUGUGCAACAAGGCCUACAAGCGGGCAUCGGCCCUGCAGAAACACCAGCUGGCCCACUGCGCCGCAACUGAGAAGCCCCUGCGUUGCACCCUCUGUGAGCGCCGUUUCUUCUCCUCCUCCGAGUUUGUGCAGCACCGCUGCGACCCAGCCCGGGAGAAGCCACUCAAGUGCUCGGACUGCGAGAAGCGCUUCAAGUACGCGUCAGACCUGCAGCGGCACCGACGGGUGCACACUGGCGAGAAGCCCUACAAGUGCCCCAACUGCGACAAGGCCUUCAAGCAGCGUGAGCAUCUCAAUAAGCACCAGGGUGUGCAUGCCCGCGAGCAGCAGUUCAAGUGCGUGUGGUGUGGAGAGCGCUUCCUGGACGUGGCCCUGCUGCAGGAGCACAGCGCCCAGCAUAGCGCUGCGGCUGCGGCUGCAGAGGGGGCCUACCAGGUAGCAGCCUGCCUGCCCUGAAUCCCCGCCGUGGCUCUUACCAGCCUGCCUGGAGUCCACGCCAUGGUCGCCAGACCCAGUCCAGCCUAGCCUCCUUCUGCUGCCUUGCACCAAGCGCCCCACCCAGCUCGGAGUUCUGAGGCCUUGGGAGUGAGGACAGAAGGAGUACUGGGUAGGUAGAGGGUGUGGGUGCUCAGCCCUCCUGACACCAGCCUAGCAGGUUGCUGUGAUGGUCCUGAACCUCUCUCCCAUUACAGGAUUUGCUUUCUUGAGAGCCGCCAGUCUCCCUUAUCUCUGGGUGACUAGAACCAGGCUAGAAGUCUGGUGGCCUUGCCCUGUCCCACACAUGGGGUGAUGCCAGCCCACCUUUCCCCAACCUUUCAGGCUUCUUGGAAACUAGAUAGGUUAGGAAAGAGGGUGGUCAAGGAGAAGAGAGGACCUGGGCCCAAGAGGCAGGCUCUCAAGCUACUGUUUGGGAAGAAGGCCAGCUUUAUGCCAUGGUCCUGAGGGCCAAAGAGCAGACCGUGAGACACAGUCUUCUGUUGCUCCAGCCACGAUGAUGAGCCCCUCUGGGUGGGACGUACAGGAUGGGGGUCUUUGGGCUGGGUCUACCUGGAAAGCAGUGGGCCCAGCCAGAAGAGGGACAGCAGAGAAGUCCCUGUGACACCCUCAGCCAGGGACAGUGCCAUCUGUAGGGAGAGGAGGAAAGGCAG